Drosophila biarmipes is the source of this 882-nucleotide messenger RNA. RefSeq names its product trypsin alpha-3. Bases 1 to 783 code for a protein of 260 amino acids. The record is from RefSeq and is a predicted model, not a curated record. The transcript has a single exon. Gene Ontology annotation, molecular function: serine-type endopeptidase activity. Gene Ontology annotation, biological process: proteolysis. NCBI's taxonomy places the organism in Eukaryota, Metazoa, Arthropoda, Insecta, Diptera, Drosophilidae.
AUGUCGCUGCGCUUGGGACUGUGUCUUUUGGGGCUACUUGGCCUGGCUAUCCCAUCGGAAUGCGCCUCCAUUAGCGCCCACAUCGUGGGUGGCGAUCAGGCGGACAUCGCGGACUUUCCCUACCAGGUUUCCGUUCGCCUGGAGACCUACAUGCUGCUCCACAUCUGCGGCGGAAGUAUCUACGCCCCCCGCGUUGUGAUCACCGCCGCCCACUGCAUCAAGGGACGCUAUGCCUCGUACAUCCGGAUCGUGGCUGGUCAGAACUCGAUUGCCGAUCUGGAGGAGCAGGGCGUGAAGGUCAGCAAGCUGAUCCCGCAUGCCGGCUACAAUAAGAAGACGUAUGUGAACGAUAUCGGUCUGAUCAUCACUCGGGAGCCGUUGGAGUACUCGCCCCUGGUGCAACCCAUUGCCGUGGCCCUGGAGGCGCCUCCGUCGGGAGCCCAUGCCGUUGUGAGUGGCUGGGGCAAGCGGACCGAGGAGGACGAGGCUCUGCCCGCCAUGCUGCGCGCCGUUGAGCUAGAGAUCGUGGAGAGGAACACCUGUGGCGCCCAGUAUCUGACCAAGGACUACACAGUCACCGAUGAGAUGCUCUGCGCCGGCUAUCUAGAGGGUGGCAAGGACACCUGCAACGGCGAUUCCGGUGGCCCUCUGGCCGUCGACGGAGUGCUCGUGGGCAUCGUGUCCUGGGGCGUGGGAUGCGGCAGGGAAGGAUUCCCUGGCGUGUACACCAGCGUGAACUCCCACACCGCCUGGAUCGAGGAGCAGGCGGAUGCCUAUCUCUAAGAAUGUUGAAGAAUUUAAAAGCUGAACGCGAACAAAAUUAAUCGAACAAAUUAUUACCUUAGCUUUAUAUUAAUAAAUACAAAUUGAGCAUGUGUAAAA